CAGCGGUGCAUUUUGGGAAACAAAAUGUCUCCUGUCAGUGCUAGCUAGGGGAUUAUUGAAAAUUUAAACGUUAUCUUUUUAACAUAUUUUAAUGUUAGCCUUCGUGUCGGAUAUCCGGUACAAUUUACCGCCGUCAUGUCAGCGAAAGUGGAGCCCAAAGUAAGAAGUGAGUCCAGCACAAGAUCGGAUGAUAAAAGGGGGUCAAGGAGCACAGGGAGAGAAAAAAGGAAGCGGAAACGUAGCCGCAGCAGAUCUUCUUCAUCAUCUCCUUCCAGCUCAUCGUCUUCAUCAUCCUCAUCAUCUUCAUCAUCAUCCUCUUCAUCAUCCUGCUCUUCACGUUCAUCCAGUGCCAGUCGGAGUAGUUCUAGUAGCAGCAAUGAUUCCCGCAGUAAAUCCAGAAAGCAAUCUAAGAAAAAGAAGAAGGAGAAACAACAGAAAAAGGACCAGAAAAAGAAAAAGGGGAAGAGGCAUAAACGUAAAAAGGACAAGCAAAAUAGAGGGAAAGAAGAAAGCUCUGGACCUGUGCAGAUUUCCAAGUACUUGAAAGAGCGAAAGAAAGGUGGAAAGUACAGCAUGAUCUCAGGGAAGAGGAUAAAGAUGAAAGUGAAGAAAUCAAAGAAGGACAAACAGCAAGACAAAAAUCGUGCAGAGCUACUCGAGUUCCUCAACUCCACACUGUGAAGACAUUGUGGACACUUAAAAAAAGAUUUGCUCCAGCUCGGACAUGUCAGUUUUCCUCAUCAGAACUCAGGAAACAACAUGCCCAUCCUUGCCAGCUCUCCAGGGAAAUUAUAAUAAAAGGUUAUCACAGCAAGAGGUGAGUAAAUGGCCUACACCAUUCCACAGUGGACCACAGAAGCUGCCUGGAACCGAGGACUGGUCUCCCCUCGCAGUAAAAUCUGCUCUUACUCUGCGCUCAGCCAGUAGCAACCACGUCACCAGACUACUGUCCUACGGCUAAUUUCAGGUUUUACUGUUUGCCGCAGUGCCAAGAGUGGUCCAGUGAUAGGCAGAACUUUUACAAAAUGCGCAAACAACUUGACAUAGACAAUUGAUGCCCCUAAACAUUCAAGCUGUGGCCAAACUGUCACAGAGGAAACAAAGCUAAAAAUAGUCCAUGUUGGCCCAUUACUAUGAAUUCUUUAAACUACAUGGUUUUUAGCUUCAUUUCCCUCUGCAGGCAUCCUGGUUGUUCUCUCAUUAUUUUAUUUUAUUUUUUACUCUGCAACUAAUGUUUAUCAGAGCUAUUACUGUUUUUGAUACUGCCCCUUUAUUUUUCCGUAAGUUUAAGUUAAUUCAGUUGGCUUUUGUUAUGGGCACCACAGUGUUAUCAUUGAUAAGGCAGUGGGAAUGUGUAAUAUAAUUGUAAGCUUUGUUAAAAAUUGAUGCAAAAAUUGGGACUUGUUUAGAAUCCGGUGCACAUUCUCUCAUUUACCGAUGGUUGAUCGUGUCAUAUAAAAUGUUCUCGGCCCGCAAUCUGUUAAAUCUGUUAUGGUCUUUCAUCAUGUUAGUUUUAAUUAACUGACAUGAUCGAUACAAACCCUGAUAUUCUGCCGACAUCAAAAAAUUUGUCAGACUUAUUUGGAUAACGGAGUAUACCUGUUGUAUAUUGUUGUACUUCAUGUGGCAAACUGAGUAAAUGGCAAUAAACUGCUGGAAAAAUUUCAUAA
Molecule: messenger RNA, 1670 nt
Organism: Lampris incognitus (smalleye Pacific opah)
Lineage: Eukaryota; Metazoa; Chordata; Actinopteri; Lampriformes; Lampridae
Exons: 7
Coding region: 136-681 (181 amino acids)
Source: RefSeq, a predicted model, not a curated record